This is a messenger RNA of Helicoverpa zea (corn earworm), 2513 nucleotides long. RefSeq lists its product as uncharacterized. The transcript is spliced from 8 exons. Lineage: Eukaryota; Metazoa; Arthropoda; Insecta; Lepidoptera; Noctuidae. Bases 166 to 1560 code for a protein of 464 amino acids. The record is from RefSeq and is a predicted model, not a curated record.
UGCGUGUUAGGUUAGUGUGGGAAGGCGUCGUGUUGUGUUUUGACGCGGCACGCGGUAGCGGAGCGUGCGGCGGUAUGGCGCUACAGCCCUGGUGACUCAGUCGUGUGGCGCGCGCGUUAGCGGCCACUGUUCUCCCAGUGCUCAUGCGAGUGCAGUGUCGACGCGAUGAAGUGGCGCGCGGCGCCUUCCCGCGCCAAAGAGCGCGCCAAUAUCAGUUUCUUCAUCUUCAUCAUGUUCUUUGCGGUGUUUGGUGUCAUAAUCCUCACUGAACUGCUGCCGCUGGAACGGGCCAAUGAGCCUGGUUCCGCAAGAUCGCGUAGCGAACAUCUGCAGGGGUGGGACGGUCGAACGAAUCCUGGGAGUAAUGAAGAAGGAGAGACACCGCCACCAGCGCACGCCCCACUCGACGCUGUCUGGCAACCCGUCGACGGAACCCGGUUUCGUUUCUACGUGUAUUCAGCGUACGUGGAGCGACGGACGGUGGCUGCGGUGCGGAUAAUCGCGGCGACCAAGACGCGGGGUGCUGACAACGUCAUGUGUCGUAUGUGGCUGCCUGAUAACCGCACGCUCACGCUCAAAGCUAAAGUCAAGGCGAUCCGCGAGAAUUGGAAUCUAAAAUACAGCGCGACGUACGUGCUGUGCCUACUCCGUGACUCUGGCGUGAAGCCUCAGGAGACUGUGGGCGCUUCAGUGUCGGUGGUAGCCAGCAACAGGCCCAAUGUUCCACCCACAAACCUGCUCGUAGUGCUCGAUACCGAAGCUAAACCGGGGAUUGAGGAAACCCUACACAUCUGCGUGAAGCCGUUCCAUUACUCAUACGACCGUGACCAGUGGCUGGUGGAGUGGUUCGAGAUGAACCGUCUGCUGGGAGCGAGUCACUUCUACAUGUACAACGAGUCGUUAAGCAGGCCCGUCGCUUGCUUGCUAGAGGACUACCGCAAGCAAGGCCUGGUUACAUUACUGUCGUGGAAACUUCCUAUAUUGUCUAAAGUUGAAAUCAGAACAGAAGGCCAGUUCGCAGCGUUCAACGACUGCCUAUACAGGUCAAUGUCUCGCGCCGGCUGGCUGCUCGUCAUAGACGUGGAUGAGCUGGUACUGCCGCGACGAGAGAGGACGCUGCCGGCGUUACUGACGGCGCUGAGGGCGUCAUACAACCCGCCGUCGAAGGCGCCUUCCGCGUUCCUGUUUAGGAAUGCCUUCUUUUAUCUUAGAUGGGAGGACGACGCCGAAGCCAAGGUGCCUCUCCUAACAGCGCGCAAGACGCGUCGCUGGAGCACGCCGCACGCGCUGAAGAACCGCAGCAAGUACGCGCUGCGCCCGCGCGACGCCGUCGAGCUCGGCAACCACUUCGUGUGGGAGCUCGCGCCCGGCGCCAGCUCUGUGGGAGUGCCUAAUGAUAGGGCACUGCUGCAUCAUUACCGGCUCGCAUGUGAAUUUGGCGGUUCAAAUUGCCUAAAAGUGCCGUCGACAAUAGACCGCACUGCACACCGCUGGAAGGACGAGCUACAACAACGCGUUGUCGACGAACGCAAGCGACUAAUCAACGCCUGUGCCACGUAAACACCACAAUAACAUAAAUUAUGGGAAUACAGUACACAAAUGUGUCUCCUAAAGGUUCAUUUCUGAGCCAUGCUACCGAUCGCAGCUCAUGCGACAUCAAAUAUGAAUCAUGCCGCCGUUUCUGAUGUGUGCCACAGAAGCUAUACGCCACAAGGCGCGGAAAUGUACUUUUAACGGGACACUUGGGAAUCACGUUCCUAGUAGCCACGGAACGGGGAAUAAAUGUGUUAGUCUAUGUAGAUUUUCAUUACUAAAAUGUACAGUUUAACCCGAACUCGGAAUGUGAACAAGAAUAUAAUGUUUGCUUGUAACUCCUCUCUUUGUUUUGUAGCUUCUGGAUUCUUUAGUGGGAUAUUUAAGAUGUAAUUAUAGUCUUUCUACAAAAAAAAUUAACAGCCGUUCGACACGUGUACAAGAAAAUUGUCCAUACAAACUGUUUUAAACACGUUUUGAACAUCUGUAUAACUUUUUUGUAGUAAGACCAUUUGUAGUAAACCAUGCUGUUUGUGGCAAAAUUCUGUUGUAUUAUUUUCUGUAGCCUAAAGCUAACUUUUUUCUAAGCUAAACUGAACGGUUCAGAUCAAAACUAAUGCAAAUUGAUCAAUUUUUUGUUUUGAUUCUUAUUUAUUGAAUAAUCUUUGCAUUUUCGGAACAAGAUCCUAAAAAUGUAAAAUUUGAGUUAUUUUUGGAAAUAAUGAAGAUUUGUUUACUUAUUAAGACAUUCAAUAAAACUGUUGUAUGUAGUACGUUUUACAUGACCGGCUGAUCAUGUUAGCUUGUGUGCAGACUUACCUACCUGUAAAAGAACUGUAUAAUUUUUACUCGUUUCGUAGAUUCUUGUAAAACAUAUUUCCAGUUUUAACUAUUCAUAAUUUUCAUUAUUUAUUUUUUGUUCAUUUAUUAUUUCUCAACAUAUGUUUUGCAUUUUAAAAUAUUAUAUUCAUUAUUUCUUA